AUGGUCCUACGCAAAGAUGAGCUGGAGGCCCAGAUGAGGGACGAGCAUCAGCUGAUCCAGGAUGGGAUAUUGAAGGAUGACAGCCCUCUUGACGUCAGCGUGGACUUCCAGAAGCUCUGCAAUGCCUGUCGAAUUGGAGAUCUCAAAGGCUGUCAAGAAGCCGUGGCAAGCGGUGUCAAUAUCAAUGCUCGAGAUGUAUUUGACUACACUCCCUUGAUCUUGGCCAGUCUCUGCGGGCAUUAUGAGGUAGUACAGUUCCUACUAGAAGCCGGUGCCCUAUGCGAGCGAGAUACCUUCCAGGGCGAACGAUGCCUUUACAACGCCUUAAACAAACGAAUCCGAAAUCUUCUCUUGCAAUACGAUUACUCCAAGAGUACCGACCCUCUCCAGCCGCUCGCCUCCCACAUUACCGCACUCCUGACCCGGCAGACGCCCAAAACUUCAGACAUCUGCCUAACCGCAGCCUCUGAAGUCUGGAAUCUUCACAAGUUUGUUCUAUCGGCACGGUCGCCAUACUUUCACAAGAAACUCACGACGUCCCCGGAAACUACGGUCUGGAAACUGGCGAGCACAAUCCCUCCCGAGUCUUUCCAAAUCGCUAUACGUUAUCUGUAUUUAGGGGACGUACCCGCGGACCUUGGCUUGUCGAGUAGGAGUUUUGUGACAGAGGAAGAAGUACUGAAGGGUAUCGACAGAGUAAGCAAGCAACUAGAAAUCGAAUCCUUGUGGGAUGGAAUUCUUGCCGGAAGCGACAGAAGGAUAGCACGGCAACGGCACCAAGAUGAGGUUAAGCGAGGCCGGGAUCAGAUUGAAACUUGGUACCGAAACAAUGUCCUCAAACACAAAAUCUCGGUGGCUCAGAGCAAGGCAAGUGCCGUGAAAUGGUCAAGGGAAAAUAGCAUAUUUGCAGAUGUAUUGCUCCGAGCAGAUGAAGGGCGGAUGGGGGAAACAGAGUAUGAGGACGAGACUUCGAGAAUGGAAAAUGCGAUAGAACCUCUAAGUGGAAUCCCUAUUGGUCCAUCUGCCACAUCCCUUUCCCUGCCGCCGUCACAAACACCAAAGAAUUCGAUUCUAUUUCCAGCUCAUCGUGCUAUGCUAUCAAGAUCUGAAUAUUUCCAGACCAUGUUCGCGUCCUCCUUCAAGGAAGCACAAGUCACGGACUACCUUCAGAUUAUCAAGGUUGAUUGUGCUCCAGAAGUUCUUGAGAUUGUCUUGAACUUCAUUUAUACCGAACAGACUCAUAUUCCAAUCGAUCUCGCUUUGGAUGUCCUGUUCGUGGCCGAUAUGCUGCUCAUAGACAGGCUCAAGGCGAAAGCAGCUACCGUUAUAAGCACUGUGGGCAUGGGAACGGGGACUCUUGUAGAUCGGACAUAUCUCGAGAAUGGUGAGGAUCAGCAGAUCGAGGUAGAGCCAAUAAAUGUCUAUGAUGUGAUUCGAGCUGCUUGGGAUCUGAAGGUGCAGCGUCUCGAGGAAUUUAGUGCUAGGUAUUUGGCGUUUAGAUUAGAGCACUACAUCGACGAAGAAGAUUUUGAAGAAUUGAUCAAAGAGAGCGCCUCUCGAAUUCGAAAUAGACAGGAAACAGACACAAUCGAACUGCUUGACGAUAUCCGACAUUAUCUAAAUGAUCGAUUUCGCCUCCGGUUCGAAGAUUCUGGCCUCGAGGUCAUGUUGUCCGAGGAAGAAAACCAAGAGGGCGGUGUCCAAGCCGGCUCGGACGAAGAAGGUCUUGAUCGGAGCACGCUGCAAGAAAGCAACGCCCCCGACAGUGUCUCCAAACCAUACCCCAAUGGACAGAUCAGAACACUGGACGGGGAAGUCGCGGGUGAUGAGUUUGCGGCCGAUGCGAUCAAUUACCAAGUCUUGCUCGAGAAAAUCGACAGGCUGUUGGACAAGCUGAAGCUCGACGCAUAG
Molecule: messenger RNA, 1911 nt
Organism: Drepanopeziza brunnea f. sp. 'multigermtubi' MB_m1
Lineage: Eukaryota; Fungi; Ascomycota; Leotiomycetes; Helotiales; Drepanopezizaceae
Cellular component (GO): cytoplasm; ubiquitin ligase complex
Molecular function (GO): protein binding
Source: RefSeq, a predicted model, not a curated record